This is a messenger RNA of Alternaria atra, 429 nucleotides long. RefSeq lists its product as uncharacterized. Gene Ontology annotation, cellular component: mediator complex; chromatin. The transcript is spliced from 3 exons. Gene Ontology annotation, biological process: positive regulation of transcription by RNA polymerase II. Gene Ontology annotation, molecular function: transcription coregulator activity. The record is from RefSeq and is a predicted model, not a curated record. Lineage: Eukaryota; Fungi; Ascomycota; Dothideomycetes; Pleosporales; Pleosporaceae. Bases 1 to 429 code for a protein of 142 amino acids.
AUGGCAGCACUAAGUCCUGAAUCGGCGAUAAUCGACGUGGAAGCGCAAUUGAAAGACAUCGUACAAAACCUCUACAACCUCAUCGUGCAAGCUUACGAUCACCAUGGAAGCAAGACACAGGAGGCCAUGAAGCGGGAGAUCCAGUCGCUGGUUCAGAACCUGGUAAAAUUGUCGAGAACAGCACCUUCGGUGAAUAUCAACAUUCCCCCAGAGGUCAUGUCCUAUGUAGAGAACUCCAGGAACCCGGACAUCUUCACUCGCGAAUUCGUCGAGACCGUGCAGCGAAUGAACCAGAUGUUGUACGGUCGCGUUGACGCUUACCGCGCGCUGCAAGAACAACUCGCCCGGCACGUCUCGAGCGCCAUUCCAGAGCUCAAAGACGAUGUGAACUCCGUCGUCGAGUCUACAGGUGGCAAGAUGCUCGUCUGA